GCAAAGUGAUACACAAGCAUUGUACAUUUGCCCGCCAUUUUGGAGAUCGGACGAAAACUGGUUUUUGUGGGUUGGAACAUUUUGUGGUUAGAUCAAGAAGAUUGUAUGUUUGCAUGGUGUGACGAACAUUCAGAUCAAAAGUUUAUCUAACUUAAAAGAGUUUUGGGGAUUAUUUGUGCAUAUGACUUCUAAAAGGCUACCUGCAGAUACCUGUGGUAGGCCGUUUUACAAAAUUGUGGUUGUUGGCGAUGGAGGUGUUGGAAAAUCUGCACUGACAAUACAGUACUUUCAAAGAAUGUUUCUUGAGGAGCAUGAUCCCACGAUUGAGGACUCAUAUAUUCAAAACGACGAAAUAGAUGACGAAUGGUGUAUCUUAGAUGUAUUGGAUACUGCUGGUCAAGAGGAAUUUAGUGCUAUGCGAGAACAGUAUAUGCGGAAAGGUCAAGGAUUUAUUAUAGUGUAUUCAGUUACGGACCCUCAAAGUUUUCAUGAAGUUCGAAGGUUUUACACACAAAUUUUACGAUGUAAAGAUUGCGACUCUUACCCUAUGAUACUGGCUGCCAACAAAAUUGACUUGGUUCAGCAACGGAAAGUUUCAGAAGAAGAAGGACAACGUCUAGCAGAUGAUCUGAAGGUCCCUUAUAUUGAGACUAGCGCAAAAGAUCCCCCAGUCAAUGUAGACAAAAUGUUUCACGACAUGGUGAGAAUUAUUAGACGACAACCACCUCCGCCUCCACUAACAUCAUCAAAAAGUGACCGUAAGAAAGUCCGUUGCAUGUUAUUAUAACACAAAUGAUAAAAUGUACUAACAGUUUUUUGUAUUAGAAUAUGAAGUGUGUAUGGUUUUCACACAUUUGUGUAUUUUUCUCCUUGUGGAUACCUUUUUACCUUUUAACAAUGUAUCAAUGAUGUAACCCUAACUUCUUCUUCCUUUUCUGUUCUACCUUUUUUCCGCCUUUUAUUAGUUUUUAAUAUGCUUUUGUGUGUGUAUGUGUAGAUAUAUAUGUGCGUGGAUGUGGAAGAAUUACAAUUGUUCAGCUGUUGUCAUAUCAGUGUAACGUGUGAUUGAGUGCCCUUUUCUCUGUCUUAUCUUCUCUUUUCACUAUGCCCUUCAUUUUCAACUGCUUUUAGCAUCUUUUCUGUCUGUAUGUGCACUCAAUCAGUGCUGUAUUAUGUUGGGAUUGCGCCACUUUCGCCAGUUGUUAGUUCUGUUUCUCUCCUUCCCUCUUCCGUCCGCCAUAUAUAUAUAUAUAUAUAUAUAU
This is a messenger RNA of Trichobilharzia regenti, 1262 nucleotides long. The record is from the annotation of a GenBank genome assembly. Lineage: Eukaryota; Metazoa; Platyhelminthes; Trematoda; Strigeidida; Schistosomatidae.